This is a messenger RNA of Spizellomyces punctatus DAOM BR117, 3434 nucleotides long. RefSeq lists its product as uncharacterized. The transcript has 16 exons. NCBI's taxonomy places the organism in Eukaryota, Fungi, Chytridiomycota, Chytridiomycetes, Spizellomycetales, Spizellomycetaceae. The coding region runs from base 316 to 3354 and encodes 1012 amino acids. The record is from RefSeq and is a predicted model, not a curated record. Gene Ontology annotation, cellular component: membrane.
UUGUGACUACCAAUUGAACAUCUUCUCCAUAUGUUCAACAAGUAUACCAUUUUCACACAUUCCCACUAUGCCCGCGCCUUUGCUAAAUGAGUACAAGAGCAAAUUCGCAUUUCGUCGAUUUGUUCGAACACUUUCUGGCGGCCCACAACUUGCACCACCUGAUACUCCAACUUCAAAUGCAGUUGCAUUAUACGCGUUACAGGGAUUUGUAUACUUUAUUCCAUGGGUGGGUGCGGCUAUAGUGUAUGGUAUAUGGGGUGAUGCGGGAUGUGGAUUUGGUAGUGGGCCAAAUGUCGGGUACGGAGGUGAGCCUUGAUGCUGGUCCUGAUCAUAUUCCUACAUAUGCCGUCGUACAUUUCCCUUCGCCGCCGUCACGCCCCUGCUGUAAAUACCAAUGUGCUGCCAAGUGAUGCAGAAGAGCUUCCACUGCAAGGGCCCUUGAUGGUAUCCGCCUAUACCUAUGCAAUUGAAGAAUUCCAAGAGCUGAAAAAUGGGCUGUGGGUUGCACAUAGAGUCAUGCAAACUGUUCUCUCAGGAUUCUUUCUGAGUGCGUGCCUAGCAUACUUAGCGCCUGGGACCUUAAGAGAACGAUAUGGGAGCAAUGGUGCUGCAUGGGUGAUGUACGCUUUGGGUUGGAUCACAGUAUUGAUGGCGCAAUGGUCGCUGACUUGUACUCCACCACCAGAACCGAAUACAUACUACACGGAAGAUCCAUGGAAGAUAGACAUUUACACUCGGCCCUUUUAUCUCAUAUUACUGCUCAUUAUUGGUGGACUACAAAUCUGGAUCCCCCAGCUUGAUAUUGCCAAUUUUUAUCUGUGCAUUCUAUGGGUAAUAUUUCCCCUCUUAUGGACAACUGGAAUUGCUCCUUCACUGAGAAUCUUUCUAGCAACCGCGUUUGAAAAGGCGCAUACAGUACUUACCGCGGCGUCUCCGACGCUUUCCCCGAAACGCACUGCCCUCCUUUUCCUCUUUACAACCGUACCUAGCAUUGCAGUCACUUGCAUCCUUCUCGUUUGCGUCUCGCCACUUGCUGCAUUGUGCUUUUCAGCGAUAGCAGGAUGUAUUGUCGCAAGUCGAGUGUGGCUAGACUGGAGAACCGUUCGUACCAGCCGAACAAACGACUUUCCACAUCUCAUAGCACAAGUACGCCCGAGCAUCGAAUCACUCUACCUUUGCAUCCGUUUGGUUAUCUUGGCUGCUGUCGUUGCUGCCAUCGGUGAAACAUCGGACGACCUGAUGGAGCAUCCAGCGACAGUUGUUCUUCUUAUCCUGGUGAUACUUUUAACGUCUCUGCUCAUAACCUCUCACGAGCUACAGCAAGUCCAUAUUCCCAGUUGUUUGCCGGUGCUGCGCAAUCCAUUACGAAGUUUCAUUGGGCAUGGCGACGCUAUCCGCCAGCGAAUAGUCCGAAAUUUUGGCAUUUUGCAUAUGCUCGCUUACCACUGCUUACCGUACGCUGUAACGGGGUGGAUCCUGGCAGAGGCUUUAGAAGACUUCGGUACUCGGUCGAACAAACCAUAUCGGGAAGCGUGGUUUUGGGCCGGCCUUAUGCUAAUGAGAGCGUUCAGGUAUGCCUGGAUUGGACCGGGCACGGCGGGAAUUGUAAUUUGCGGUGUUGCUAUCGUGGACGCCGGAGUCGAGUACGGCAACUGGUGGUUAGGGCUAAACGUUGGUACAAGAAUAUUGAUUGUCUCCAUCGUAUGGGAAGCCGCAGUAAGGGCGUGGUGGAAAUGCGGAUUUUGGGUGAUGGCAUUAGCUGGUUUUCUGUUUAACAAAAAAGAGCGACGACCUCAAUGGUAUCUCUAUCUGCUCGUCAGCAUGAUAGUGACACCGCCGGUGAUCGUUGUUAGUAGCGUAAUCGAUGCUCCCAUGCUCCCCGUCAUGGGGUUGCCCAUAUUCUGGAUGGGGUUUCCUAGACCAGCACGAUUUUGGCCUUCAUUGGACCGCGAUUAUGUCCCGUCUUCCGAUUCCCUUCUCUAUUCAAGCCUUCUGCCUAAACUUCUUCCCAAGCUGUCUGCUCAAAUCUCACAGGGCGCACUUCCAUCAAUUUCACCAUCCAGCAACAUGUUACUUAUCCGCCUCGAUUCUCGUCUAUUGAUCGUCCGCUGUGUGGAAUGUUACUUUGAGGGCGUCAUGUGUCUUAUAGCAGGUGUCGAACUUGAGCCGACUAGCUGCCAUGCGUUAGAAGGAACUGAGGUAGACAACAUUUUGGAGGGUGUGUUAACUGGCAAAGACUUGAAGUUGGGGAAUAGUAACAUUUGGAAAACUCUGAAGCCUAAAGGCGUAGUGAAAACUGACACAUACAUCAGCACACGGACUGUCGUCACAGGCGUCCUUGAUCACCCAAGUGUUCUUCGGCAAAUUCCGGCAGUCUUCAUGAAAGCAUUGGUAUGGUGCUUUGCUCGGAAACUAGGCCCGCAAGAUGUUAAAAGGUUUGCAUCAACCAUACCUCACCUAAACCGAGAAGUCAUCCAAGCGUGCAUGCCUCUGUUCCCUGCGAAAUGGUACGACUUCUUGGAGUUUCUUAAAGCACGGAAAAGGCAUCAUUCGGUGGCAGACAUCAAGAAUGAGAUGGAAUGUGAAAGCCAAAACAAUUCAAUGGAAGCUGCAGCCCUUCUUGCUAGUGUUUGCUAUGCAGUUGUGUUUGGCAUCAAUACGCCGACUGCCGCGCCUUCACCAGUUGCCGACCUCCGUACUCUUUUUCGCAUUUAUCAUGGUGACCUACCCUCCCUUCCCUCAGCAGGUCGCCUUUGGCUUGAUGCUGCCGACCAUUCGGAGCUUCGUUGGAUUUGCUUGGUGUCGUUUCGGUGGGCGGUCAGGACAAUCUACGAGCGAGCAGGGGAAGAACCCCAGGAAGAGGAGUUUGAUGAUAUUAACGCGCUUUUCGAAGCAUAUGAUACCGUGCAUCACACCUCCCUUGACCCGUCUUCUUUGCUGUCUAAUCCGCUGCCAUUCGAUACGGCAUCAACACCUACUGCCUGGCGUAGUGUGCUUGCGCGCGGCGGAGAAUCAUUAUUUGGGAUGUAUCUGCAAGCAGACGGCAUGCGAGGCAAUACUGUGGGAGUCCGGAUGAUCAAAAAGGAGAGAGAUGUAUGUUGUUGGGUGGGCGAAGUGAACGGAGAAGCAGUUAGAGGCAUCUGGGCGAACCUCGUUUUUGAGCUGCUCUAUUUAACAAACGACGAUGAUGAGCGAUACAGCAUUCAAGCUCACCCGCUACUACUCCGAAAUCUCACAGUGCAAACGUCCAAUCCGCCAUUGGGCUAUCCAUUGUAUCUCGGACACGGUGCAAUAUCUCUACCUAUAUGGGGAACUGGUGCCAGGAGGGACAGACGAGUGAAUAUCGAAGGUUGAUUGACGGGGAAAGAUGGCGAAGGUGUGCAGGCACCCUGUAGCGUCAAAGGAACACAACCUUUCAAAGAUACAAACUAUGA